This is a messenger RNA of Fusarium coffeatum, 843 nucleotides long. RefSeq lists its product as uncharacterized. Gene Ontology annotation, molecular function: metalloendopeptidase activity. The transcript has a single exon. Gene Ontology annotation, biological process: mitochondrial protein processing; mitochondrial proton-transporting ATP synthase complex assembly. NCBI's taxonomy places the organism in Eukaryota, Fungi, Ascomycota, Sordariomycetes, Hypocreales, Nectriaceae. Gene Ontology annotation, cellular component: extrinsic component of mitochondrial inner membrane. The record is from RefSeq and is a predicted model, not a curated record. Bases 1 to 843 code for a protein of 280 amino acids.
AUGUCAUCUGAUCAAACAAAUGCUCCCAGCGCCACAGCAGCCGCACCGAAUCAACCAUCAAGAGGAGUUCAGAAUGACCCUGCAGUAACAGGUUUCUCACCAGAAGUUUCAAAAUGGAUGAACUAUUUCAAGAUGAUAUCGGGUCAAAUGACACCUGAGGGCAAAUUCCACUACCGAGAAUGGGUGCACACUGUUGAGGAAGAGAAGGACAUCAAACGCUGCGAAGAGUUUCGCGAUUGGCUCUUCACAUACUCCCCCACUGUGCGCUUCAUGUCAGAAAAGAUUCGCGACCUCAAUGGACGAAUAGACUCUUCCAACGUUUACUGCCGCCGCUGCCCCUCAUAUCUCAAUGCUGAUGGCACCGUUUUGCGACAAUCGGGCGGCUUCAGCCCUGAGCAUGGAAUCCUGAUAUGCGCCAACGAAAUCCAGAGCCGAAAACAUCUCGAGGAUACGCUAGCGCAUGAGAUGGUACAUGCUUGGGAUAUGCUUCGAUGGAAGAAUGUGGACUUUGUGGGUAAACCAGGAGACCUCAAGCACGCCGCAUGUACAGAGGUGAGUUGUGUUGAUGCAUGUCCAACAAAAGAAGCCCGAACACUGACUGACUGGCCUCGAAAGAUCCGAGCUUCAAUGCUCAGUGGUGAAUGUAGAUGGACUAAGGAAGCCUUCACCAGAGGCAACUGGAAAUUGACACAGCAAUUCCAAAAUUGCGUCCGCAGGCGAGCCAUCGAUUCCAUCGUCGGCAGAACUGCGUGCAAGGACGACCUUGAGGCAACAAAAGCCGUCAAUUCAGUAUGGGAUUCAUGCUUCGCAGAUACCAGACCAUUCGACGAGGUUUAUAGGUAA